AUGGCGGGCAAAGCUACUAAGAAACAAGCUGCUUCCAAUAGCAAUACUUUGAACACUCUGCACAAAGUUGCUGGACCCGUGCUGGUCUUAGCGUUCUUGAGGACAGUACUGGGCUCUAACAACACAUAUAUCAAGUUUGUGAUGUUCAAUUUGCCAAUGUGUGCAUGCCUUUACAUUUUGGAGAAGACUGGUAGGCCGCAAUAUGACAGCAAGGGGAAAGUUGUGCGUGAAGGUAUGGACUUGAGCCAAGCUGGUGGUAUGACUGAGUACAUGUUUGAUUUGAUCUAUCUGAGUAUCAUUGCCAAUGUUGGUAGAAUUAUCUUCAAUACCAACAAAUGGUGGUACUUGCUGCUCUUGUGCCCAAUCUACGUCGGCUACAAGCUAUACUCCUUGAAGCAGCAAUACUUUGGAUCUACCCCAGGACCAGUCAUCCCAGACAAGAUGCCUGAAGAAACUAAGUCCAAGAGACAAAUGAAAAGAGAGAAGCGUGGUGACGAUAAAGUUAAGUACAAAUACAGGUAA
Messenger RNA from Nakaseomyces glabratus, 522 nucleotides. It is a transcript of the gene SND2, whose product is annotated as Snd2p. Lineage: Eukaryota; Fungi; Ascomycota; Saccharomycetes; Saccharomycetales; Saccharomycetaceae. Gene Ontology annotation, biological process: vacuolar protein processing. Gene Ontology annotation, cellular component: intracellular membrane-bounded organelle. The record is from RefSeq and is a predicted model, not a curated record.